Molecule: messenger RNA, 744 nt
Organism: Erinaceus europaeus (western European hedgehog)
Lineage: Eukaryota; Metazoa; Chordata; Mammalia; Eulipotyphla; Erinaceidae
Gene: NDUFA6
Product: NADH:ubiquinone oxidoreductase subunit A6
Exons: 4
Coding region: 89-433 (114 amino acids)
Biological process (GO): response to oxidative stress
Source: RefSeq, a predicted model, not a curated record
UGUAGCCAAUGAGAAAGAACUUCUAGGCCCGCAGCGGCGCUCAUGGGCUAAAAAGGGGCGGGACUGGGAAGCGGUGGGCUCCAGUAAGAUGGCGGCGAGCGGCCUACGCCAGGCGGCUGCCGGAGCCGGCACGGCGGUGAAGCCCAUUUUCAGCCGGGACCUGAAGGAGGCCAAGCGGAGGGUGCGCGAGCUCUACCGUGCCUGGUAUCGAGAGGUGCCGAACACCGGGCUUAUUCUAGCAGAAUUGUCUAUGUAUGAUCUUUGCUGUAUGGGAACUGUGGCCGUCCAGCAGUGUGUCUCUUAUCCUGAAGUGCACUUAUUCCAGCUAGACAUCUCUGUGAAACAGGGACGGGAUAAAGUUCGAGAAAUGUUUAUGAAGAAUGCCCAUGUCACAGACCCCAGAGUGCUUGAUCUUCUAGUCAUUAAGGGCUGAUUGUCUCGCCAGUUGUAUUGGCAUCACUGGGAGCUCCGACAUGGACCAGUAAGUAAAUAAGGAAUGCUACAUAGAAAUAUAAAUUGAGCCAUAAGGUUAGACAUUUGUGGAGCAGAAGCCUAUUGACCGGGAAGCCUUCUGUCUUGGCCAGAUUAAAGGAUAUUUGAAAGGCCUCUGAUACCAUUUGGUCCAGCUCAUUUUCCAGAUGCAGAAGCAGGUGUACAAUAGUCACUUGACAAGUCAGUUUCAAAGCAGAGAACAGAUUCCUGACCUUCAAUGUUGUAUUCCUUCUACUUGACCACUGAGACUGA